Molecule: messenger RNA, 1196 nt
Organism: Vanessa atalanta (red admiral)
Lineage: Eukaryota; Metazoa; Arthropoda; Insecta; Lepidoptera; Nymphalidae
Exons: 2
Coding region: 114-1196 (360 amino acids)
Source: RefSeq, a predicted model, not a curated record
CGAAUUUUAAAAAUAAAUCUCUGUUAAGUUUUUCUGGUCUUUUUUUAAAAAUUAAUGCAUGUACCUAAAUUUUAUUUUAUGUUUUUAUUGAGAAGUAAAGUUACGGUUUCAAAAUGGACAAAAAAUCAGCUGAUGUCAGAAGGCUUAACAGUUGUUUUGUGAACAUUUCUCCUACAAUAACUCAUUUACGAGAAGAGUGUAAAUCUCAGCGCUCAAAUAUCGAAAGCCGAAAGUAUUUAAAAAAAUAUAAUGUUGACGAUAAUCCUGUAAAGGAUGAUAGUAAUAUAAAUGAUCAUUCAUUCAGUAAAGAUAAUGCAGGGCAAGGAGACAAGAGGGAUUCUAUUACUAACUUUGAUCUUGAUGAAAUAGAAUUGAAAAUACUCAAAAAAAUGUCUCAAGAACUUCAAACAGAGGAUAAUUCUAUUAGCAGUCUUGAUUCUAAUAUAAAACUCUUUAAAACAACUGUCAACCAAAUCUUAGAAAAUUUUUACAUUAAUAUGCAAGAGUUUGAACUUUAUAAGAAAAAGUUUCAUGAAAUAUUAAAAAAGAGUAAAGGAGAUACAGUUACAGAAAUGGAAGAUUUAAUUAAAGAUAUGAUACAACAUAUAGGAUCAUCAGACUCGUCUGUAAACAAUAGCAAAUUCAAUGAAAUAAAAGAAUGUCAUAAAGAUAUUCCUACGCAUAGUAAUUGCAAAGUUAAUAUUGAUGUUAAUAAAAAUAAUGUAUCAACUAGCUUAAAUUCAACAACAGAAGCUUUUAAAAACGAAAAUUAUUUGACAGAUUCAACUUUUGAACGAAACAGUUCGAAAUUUAAUACCAACGUAAAUAAAGAGAAAUUUUUAAAUAUUUUUCUUCUUAGUGGUAAUCGUUGUGUCGAAAUUAAAAUGAAUGAUCGAAGUAUAUUUUCCGAAAUAAAUAUAAGAGAUCAGGACUUUGAUGGCAUAAAAGAACCGUUGGCGUCGGCCGAAAAUUUGAAGAAAUUAAAAGAAAAAAAACAUGAAUUAGACAAGUAUUUUAAGGAUCAAGAACUACAUUUGAAGGAUAGAGAAAUACCAGUAAAAAGUUCAAAUGCAAAGAAAAAUAUACAUCUAGAUGAGGAUUUCCUCGAUAAUGAUAAAGAUGAAUGUAACAAAUUUUUCAUAUUUAGAAUUUGUAACUAUUUAUGUCGCAAGUUUCGUAAAAAUUCAUUUGCCUAA